UUUCUUACAACUUUGCUGGGCAAGUGGCAGGCAUGUUUUUUUCUUACUUUUACUGCCAAACCAAGAACCUUCUGUUUUUUCUUGAGACCUGACAGAAGCUGUGAGCCAGUGCUGUUCUGGUACGGCGGGCAUCACCACUUGUACUAAUUCUCAUGUGAUGUCUUUGUGUUCCCUGUUUGGUUGAAGACUUGUGUUGAAUUCUUCAAACUACAACUUAACUCCUAACAGCUUUUUUGAUCAGAGUUUCUUUCCACUGCCCAAAACUCUUUCUUUUUCAUCUUUCUUGCUUUCUGGGCUGCUCAGUUUCUCCUUCUCAGCUUCUGAAUCAAUGAAAAUGAUGAGUGAAGAAGCUAUUUUCUGGGGGGUAGCUUUUUGCAGCUUCUGGGCUUAUGCUGCUGCUAUGCUUACCCCUAAUGGUGUCAACUUUGAAGUGCUAGCUUUGAUGGAUAUCAAGAAAUCACUGAAUGAUCCUCAUGGAGUGCUUAAUUGGGAUGAAAAUGCUGUUGAUCCAUGUGGCUGGACUAUGGUUGGUUGUUCCAAGGAUAAUCUAGUCAUGACUCUAGCAAUUCCAAGUCAAAGUUUAUCCGGCACGAUAUCCCCAAGUAUUGGGAAUUUGACUCAUCUCACUAGUGUGCUCUUGCAGGAUAAUAAUAUAUCAGGGCCUAUUCCUCCUGAAUUAGGAAAGCUCCCAAAACUUCAAGAACUUGAUCUUUCCGAAAACUUGCUUACAGGAGAAAUACCCUCUUCUUUAGCCCAACUGAAAAGUCUCCAGUACCUGAGGUUGAACAAUAAUAGUCUUACUGGAGCUAUCCCUUUGGCUUUGGGCAACUUGACUCAGCUUACCUUUCUGGAUUUGUCAUAUAAUAAUUUGAGCGGGCCGGUUCCGAAGCUUCUUGCCAAAACAUUCAAUGUUUUGGGAAAUCCUAUGAUAUGUGCAACGGGCAAAGAGCCGGACUGCAAUGGAACUGCACCAUUACCUCUAUCCUUCUCUCUGAAUAAUGCACAAAAUCCUCAGCCAUCAGGAAGAACAAACAGUCACAAAUUUGCUCUGGCGUUUGGUUCGAGCCUCGGUUGCAUUUGCAUACUGAUUCUUGGAUUCGGUUUUCUAAUCUGGUGGAGACAUAAGCACAACAAGCAGAUAUUUUUCGAUGUCCAUGAACAACAUCGUGAAGAAGUCUGCCUUGGAAACUUGAGAAGGUUCCAGUUCAGAGAACUUCAGAUUGCCACCCACAACUUCAGCAGCAAGAACAUCAUUGGGAAAGGAGGCUUUGGUAAUGUCUACAAAGGUUACCUCCGAGAUGGAACAGUUGUAGCUGUAAAAAGGCUCAAAGAUGGAAGUAACGUCGGUGGAGAGAUUCAGUUCCAGACUGAAGUUGAGAUGAUCAGUCUUGCGGUUCACAGAAACCUCCUUCGCCUAUAUGGAUUCUGCAUCACUCCAACUGAAAGGCUUCUCGUUUAUCCCUAUAUGGCCAAUGGAAAUGUUGCUUCGCGUCUCAAAGCCAAACCACCCCUGGAUUGGGGUACUAGGAAGAGAAUAGCAUUGGGAGCAGCAAGGGGUUUGUUAUACCUGCAUGAGCAAUGUGAUCCAAAGAUCAUUCACCGGGAUGUAAAGGCAGCAAAUAUUCUGCUUGAUGAGUAUUAUGAGGCCGUGGUUGGAGAUUUUGGGCUGGCAAAGCUUCUUGAUCACCGGGAUUCACAUGUUACAACAGCUGUCCGUGGCACAGUUGGGCAUAUAGCUCCUGAAUAUUUGUCAACGGGCCAGUCCUCAGAGAAAACCGACGUUUUUGGAUUUGGAAUUCUGCUGCUAGAACUGAUCACUGGUCAGAGGGCUCUCGAAUUUGGCAAAGCUGCCAACCAGAAAGGAGCUAUGCUUGACUGGGUGAAGAAAAUUCAUCAAGAAAAGAAGCUUGACAUGCUGGUGGACAAGGACCUUAGGAACAACUACGACCGGAUUGAGCUCGAAGAAAUGGUGCAGGUAGCUUUGUUAUGCACUCAGUAUCUACCCAACCAUAGACCAAAAAUGUCUGAAGUGGUUAGAAUGCUUGAAGGAGACGGGCUUGCUGAAAAAUGGGAAGCUUCUCAAAGAGCUGAGGUUACUCGAUGUCGGGCCAAUGAAUUCUCCUCUUCGGAGAGAUAUUCUGAUCUUACAGAUGACUCAUCCUUGCUGGUUCAGGCCAUGGAACUCUCAGGUCCCAGGUGAUAACAAAUUUUGAAAGGGGGAAGAAAAGAAAGAUGAACAGAAAGUUAAUAGCUUAAGUUGGCUAAAACAGUCUGUGCAUAGAUUGAUGUGGAAACACCUGAGUGAAAACUUAGACUUGCAUGUAUAGUAUCAGUAUUGAGGACCUGACAUGUAGCAGAAAGUUUUUUGUGCUCUGUUUUGAGUGAGAAUUUUCAGAGGUGAAUACAGGUUGAGUACAAACCAAUAAUGUCCUAGAAAAUAAGUUGAGGUUGAUUAUACACAUACAUCUGCAUA
Messenger RNA from Sesamum indicum (sesame), 2473 nucleotides. Its product is annotated as protein CLAVATA3 INSENSITIVE RECEPTOR KINASE 6. The record is from RefSeq and is a predicted model, not a curated record. Lineage: Eukaryota; Viridiplantae; Streptophyta; Magnoliopsida; Lamiales; Pedaliaceae. Gene Ontology annotation, biological process: protein phosphorylation. Gene Ontology annotation, molecular function: ATP binding; protein binding; protein kinase activity.